Hyalella azteca is the source of this 2046-nucleotide messenger RNA. Its product is annotated as protein O-linked-mannose beta-1,2-N-acetylglucosaminyltransferase 1. The transcript is spliced from 14 exons. The record is from RefSeq and is a predicted model, not a curated record. Gene Ontology annotation, cellular component: Golgi membrane. Lineage: Eukaryota; Metazoa; Arthropoda; Malacostraca; Amphipoda; Hyalellidae. Gene Ontology annotation, molecular function: beta-1,3-galactosyl-O-glycosyl-glycoprotein beta-1,3-N-acetylglucosaminyltransferase activity. Bases 51 to 1850 code for a protein of 599 amino acids. Gene Ontology annotation, biological process: protein O-linked glycosylation via N-acetylgalactosamine.
UUGGACAAACCCUGACCAACCUGCAGCCCGGGGCUCUGGUCGUCUUGGUCAUGAUGUUUACUGCCUGGGACUUCCUGAGGAGCACAGAGCGCAUGCUGCUGCAGCACCUGGGGAUGAAGGGCGACACCGUGGGAGGAGCCCAUAAGUUAGACGCUGGCGUGGCGCAGGGUAGAGGCUCGUCUCCAUACCUCAUCGACAACGCACAACUGAGGCAACGAGCUGGAGCUGGGUACACAAAGAGCUCAAAAAAACCGUACGAAGCACUGGAGCUCACAUCGGAUGAGAGAGAAGGGAAGAAAAGGCUGCAAAAUGGCGAAAAUAUAUUUUUGGGAUACACUGGAUACGUUGACACUGACGACCCGUCUAUACUCAUCAGUGUUGUUCCCGAAAACUGGCCACCACAAAAUGCUGAGGAGGAGUUUGCGGCGCGUGUCUAUCUGGAAACGGCAGUGGUCUUCAAAGGUUCCAAGAACCAACAAUCUAGCAUUGAUGUUUCAGUGCUCAUACCAAAGGGCCAAGGAACAGAAUGUGACUGGCACCGGGACCCCCGGCGACAGAAGCAGGCGCAAUUUUGUCGCCGCCACGAAGGGUACGGGACUUUGUGCCGCUGUAAGGACCCUUUGGACCCCCAGCGAUUGCGGCGGUCAUCGAACUUCAUCCACAUGUCGGAGAGCAUCCCUAUCGCGAUGCUCACCGCCACCAAGUGUCACUUUUUUUACCGGCAGCUGAUGAGUCUCCUACUGGCUACGGGUGCGGCUCAAACCGAUAUUUUGGUCCUUAUCGACGGUCAUCAGGAAGAGACUGCGCAGCUGGCCGCAAUCUUUGGCUUGCCGGUAAUCGAGCACCGCCACGAGGGAGACGCCGGCACCAGCACGCCCCUCAACGCGCACUUCAGAUUUUCUUUGUUCACGGCCUUCUCGACCUUCCGCAACGCUUCUAAAGUCAUCAUCUUGGAGGACGAUCUCAUCGUCUCGCCUGACUUCAUAAGCUACUUCCACCAGACGGCGUGGCUGCUGGACGCUGACGCCACACUCUACGUCGUGAACAGCUUCUCCCUCAACAGCUGCCCCACGGUGGCCGCUGACGCCACGCGGGUCAGGCGCUCACAAAUGUUCCCCCAGUUCGGCUGGAUGGUCACAAGGGAAUACGCUCAAGAAAUCCUUCGUUUUUGGGUCGACAACUCGGACACAUCUUGGGACUGGGAUUGGAGGCUACAUAUUGCGGCCCUUCGUCGGGGAAGGUAUGCACUGGUCCCGGAAGUGUCCCGAAGUUUCCACUCUGGUUCGUCUGGAGCUCACAUCAAUGGAUGGAGCCAAGCCCUCAUAUUCUCCAACAUGAUCUACAACCACGACCCAGAUGUCAAGCUUAAAAAUUUACACCUACUCCAAGCUAACGUCUACGCGGAUUAUUUUUUGAGUGAACUCAGGAGGGCGAAAGUCCUUUCAAUGGUUAAUGGCUUUAACCCCUGCCAUAUGGAAACUAUUCCGGAGAACCUGCGUCCCGGUCCCGUCAUAAUUCAUCUGGAGGCCAACUCCUACAGCGACCUCAAUUCGUCCCUCGUCCUCCUGGCUAAGUGCUUACACACUUACUCGGAUCACGCUAUUGACAACUACGAAGGUGUGGUGCAGUACACGAUCACGGACAUCACUCCACACACCACACUGUACGCCGUGGCCUGUCCCAUCUCAACAUACUGGAUCAUUAAGAACGCGAUGAUGACGUCACCUCGUCCAGGCGCCAUGGAGCAAGUGUCACGGUAUGACCGCGCCUGGAGACUUGCUAGGUGGUACAGCAACACCAGGGAGGUGCGCUACUCCAACCACAGUGCAACGUAUUACGGCCUGGCGUAGAUGUAGCCUCAAAGUGGUGCGCCAAUCUGUAGGUGGUGCAGCAACACCAGGGAGGUGCGCUACUCCAACCAUAGAGCACAGUAUUAUACGGCCUAGUGCCAAAGGAUACUGGUUGAAUAGAACCACAGGUGAACGCAUUACGACCUAAAAUAAAUUAAUUUAAAAAAAUAUUUAAUAUUGUUUUAUUUUAAUUUGC